Molecule: messenger RNA, 771 nt
Organism: Lachancea mirantina
Lineage: Eukaryota; Fungi; Ascomycota; Saccharomycetes; Saccharomycetales; Saccharomycetaceae
Source: the annotation of a GenBank genome assembly
AUGGCUGUUGGUAAGAACAAGAGACUAUCCAAGGGUAAGAAGGGUCUAAAGAAGAAGGUCGUCGACCCUUUCACCAGAAAAGAAUGGUACGACAUUAAGGCUCCAUCGACUUUCGAAAACAGAAACGUCGGGAAGACCUUGGUCAACAAGUCUACUGGUUUGAAAAACGCCGCCGACUACUUGAAGGGCAGAGUCGUCGAAGUGUGCUUGGCCGACUUGCAAGGUUCUGAGGACCACUCCUUCAGAAAGGUCAAGUUGAGAGUUGACGAAGUUCAAGGUAAGAACUUGUUGACCAACUUCCACGGCAUGGACUUCACCACUGACAAGAUGAGAUCGAUGGUCAGAAAAUGGCAAUCCUUGAUCGAGGCUAACGUCACCGUUAAGACUGCUGACGACUACGUCUUGAGAAUAUUCGCCAUUGCCUUCACCAGAAGACAAUCUAACCAGGUGAGAAAGACUUCUUACGCCAAGAGUUCCCACAUCAGAGCCAUCAGAAAGGUCAUCUCCGAGAUCUUGACUAGAGAGGUCCAAAACUCUACCUUGGCUCAAUUGACUUCCAAGUUGAUCCCAGAAGUCAUCAACAAGGAAAUCGAGAACGCUACUAAGGACAUCUUCCCAUUGCAAAACGUUCAUAUCAGAAAGGUCAAGCUAUUGAAGCAGCCAAAGUUCGACUUGGGUGCUUUGAUGUCUUUGCACGGUGAGGCCUCUGGUGAAGAGAAGGGUAAGAAGGUUGCUUCCGGUUUCAAGGAUGAGAUCUUGGAAACUGUGUAA